AGUUGAUAUUGUUCCUAUCAUUUACACUUGCACUCUUCUAAGUGUUUGAGAUCAACAUGGGGUUUGUAUCUCAAGAUUGGAUGUUUUCAUCAGCAAUACUAGUACUAGUAUUAAUGUUGGUCAUGUUAGUCCCGCCAUGCUCAUCAACUGCUUCUAAAAAUACCGAAAACAAUGUUAAAACAACCGUUUAUCUAUCACCUAAGAUUGAACUAAGUCCGGGAUUCAUUUCAAACAAAAUAUAUUAUGACGUUGAAUUUCCAAAAGGUCAUGUUGCCCUCAAAAGUUUUCAAGCCGAACUAGUUGAUGAAUCAGGGAAUUCUGUACCUCUCCAAGAAACUUACCUUCACCAUUGGAUUGUUCUGAGAUACCGACAACCUAAAAACGCGACAAACCAAAGCGGUAUUAUUAUAGAGAGAAAUGAUGGAGUGUGCCAAGGUGAUACGGUUGAUGAAACAUUUGGCCGUGGAGCUGAAACAAGAGGCACAAAUCCAUAUAUUCCUGACCCUUAUGGAUUAGAAAUUGGUAAUCCUUCAAAUAUUCAAGAAGGGUAUGAUGAGAAAUGGAUUAUCAAUGUCCUUGCUAUUGAUACAAGGGGUGUAGAAGAUAGAGUGGGGUGCUAUGAGUGUAGAUGUGACCUAUAUAAUCAUACAUCAAUAAAUGCAUUUACUGGAAAACCUUUGACUCCAAGUUAUAAAGGAGGUUUAGGAUGUUGUCCUGAUAAUGCUCAAUGUAGAAUGAAGAAAGGCUUUUGGGGUCCAAAAAAUACACUAUACCUAAAAUAUACAAUUAAGUGGGUUAAUUGGGAUGAAUUUGUGAUACCUGUUAAGAUUUAUCUACUUGAUGUGACUGAUCAUUUGAAAAUAUCAUACAAUUACAAGUCCACAGGAAUGAGCAUAAAGCAUACUUGCAAGACUGAAUAUCAAGUUAAUCCUUGCAACAAAAGCCAUGUUGGUGGUUGUGUUGAUGUCAAGAGAGCAAGUGUCCCAAUCAACACUGCUGGUUAUAUAGUUUAUGGUGUUGCUCAUCAACAUGUAGGUGCUAUUAGAUCAACUCUAUAUGGCCAGGAUGGAAGAGUUAUAUGUAAUUCGUUUCCAACAUAUGGGACCGGAAUGGAAGCAGGAAAUGAAAAAGGAUUUGUUGUAGGAAUGUCAGCUUGUUACCCUAAACCAGGUUCUGUCAAGUUAUUUGAUGGUGAAAUUUUGACCGCAGAGGCUUUAUACAAUAAUAGCAUCGAACACACUGGUGUAAUGGGACAUUUCUAUAUAUUGGUGGCCGAAAAACUUCCACACCACCAUGUCUAAAAUUUCAAUCAUGCUUAUGAUCAUGUUAGGAUUGAGGACUAUAUUUUGUUGUGUAUGAAUAAGUGAUUUUCCUAUAUAAUGAGGUGUUGUUGUAAGAGUAAUUAGUACUAUCUUAAUGUAUAAUAUAUAGUUGCACCUUUGGAAUAAAUCUUGUGUUUGGCCUCAUUCUUAAUGCAACAAUCUAUA
Trifolium pratense (red clover) is the source of this 1487-nucleotide messenger RNA. RefSeq lists its product as uncharacterized. The coding region runs from base 57 to 1301 and encodes 414 amino acids. The transcript has 4 exons. The record is from RefSeq and is a predicted model, not a curated record. NCBI's taxonomy places the organism in Eukaryota, Viridiplantae, Streptophyta, Magnoliopsida, Fabales, Fabaceae.